Messenger RNA from Hibiscus syriacus, 702 nucleotides. RefSeq lists its product as uncharacterized. The transcript has a single exon. NCBI's taxonomy places the organism in Eukaryota, Viridiplantae, Streptophyta, Magnoliopsida, Malvales, Malvaceae. The record is from RefSeq and is a predicted model, not a curated record. The coding region runs from base 1 to 702 and encodes 233 amino acids.
AUGGCUACGAGUUUGACUACUAGGAAUGGUUGUAUUGGCAUGAACCUCCCCACCUCCACCAAACUCAACAUUCCAUUACCAUCCAAAGAAUGCAGCAACUGCAGAGGCCGCGCUUCCUCCUUUCUCCACCAAGUCCGUCAUUUAGGCAUCCUCCGCCGCCUUUGUACUGCAUGUGUCCUCCGCCUCCACCCUUCUUCCUUUUGCCCCGUCUGCUUCGUCUUCUACGCCGGCUCCGCUCCCCACCCUUCGAAACGCGUCGCCUGCUCCAGCUGCUCCUUCAUCACCCACUCUCACUGCGCCGGGGACACCUUGCUUACCUCUUACCUCUGCCCGCUCUGUAAGGACUCCUCCUUCUCUUUCUUCCCUAUCAAGGAAAAUAGGAUUGACAAGAAGCUUGCCCUCGCUUUGCUCUGUGCUUCCAAGAUUGCCUCCUCCUCCAUGGGGAAGGCCGUCACCGUAGCAUGGGCCGAGGCUGACCAGAAAGUAAGGGAGGCGACGCUUGCGAGAAAGCGGGUAAGGGAGGCCUUAGAACACCUCCUCGUCAUUACUCGUAAGGACAAUGCCAGAAAGGAGAAUGUGAAUGUUGAUCCCGCCAAAAUUGAGGAACUGGACUUGGACAACGGUGAUGACGAUGGAGAUGGGGAUAUCGAUAUUGAUCUCGUGCGCCAUAUAGAAGAUAGUCUCGUUAAAGUCGACGAUUGA